This is a messenger RNA of Marchantia polymorpha subsp. ruderalis, 769 nucleotides long. The record is from the annotation of a GenBank genome assembly. Lineage: Eukaryota; Viridiplantae; Streptophyta; Marchantiopsida; Marchantiales; Marchantiaceae.
CUCAAAAGGUUUUCAUCACUUACAAUCUUCGAUUCUUUUGGUAGAGGGAGUUGUUCCCGAUCACCUACAAUGUCCGAUUGAUCGGUUCUUCAGUGACGCUCCGCUGAAGACCCGUCUUAAACCAGCUCUUUGGUCAACUUAUGAAGUCUUUUGUAGUACCCGGUGUGAAGUCGCAGCUCAAAAUUUCUGUGCGCACUUUUCUGUAAGGAACUGCAAAGGGAGCAGUGUCGAUCAGUGGGGUACCAGUUACGUUACUUUUGAUAUCAAGCAAGCACAUUCGGUGGUAUUGAUCCGAGGAUUUUUACGUAUUUAUUCGUCAUCCGAAUCGACCUCGUACGAAUUCACAUGAUGGAUAUGAAGGCGAAAGCAGCGCUGCAGCUCUUGAUCCUGUUAAUGGUGUUCAUGGGGACUCUCCACUCCCACACCCACAUGGUGACAGCAGUUCGCAGUCCACCUUCCGACUUUGAGGACCAGACACCCACCGUAGUGUUUCCUCGCACCGCUGUCUUGGAUGAGAGAAGCAACCGUGAUGGUGAGGCUGGAUCGGAGGCUGGUGAUUUGCCACAACCUUUUCCUAUUCAUGUCCACGGGACUUCAUUGCGUAACAAGAAAGGUGGAACUCCAUCGAGUCCGAGCUCCAUGCAGCACAGAACCAUGCCCUGAACGUGGCAGCUCCAUGCUGCUGUCUCCCCUUUGGACGUUUCUAUUAUGCUUGUGAUUUGCAGUCGUGAAGCAUCGCAUUGUGUCAUGGAUGGUACACGGUACGUCG